GCCCGGCAGCGGCGGCAGCAGCAACCCCGAGCAGCAGCCUCGGCACCGGCAGCAUCGGCGGCGGCAGCGGCAUCGGCAGCAGCGAUCCGAGCAGCAGCAGCCCCGGUCGGCCCCGGUCCCGUUCAGCACCUUUCUCUCCGCCCCCGGGGCUCGGCGAUCCCGCUCCAUCCCGGCCGGAGCCCGGCAGGACCAUCUCCCCCUCCUGCCAGCAUGAGCAAGGGCGGAGGACUCUCGGGAGAAACAGGAAAGCAAAUGACUGAAUCUUUCAAGGCUUCCGACUUGAUUAUCACCCCAGCUACAACGUUCAAGGAGAAGCCAGACCCCACUGGUCUGGUGUUUGGAACUGUGUUCACUGACAAUAUGCUGACAAUUGAAUGGUCCUUGGCUUCAGGAUGGGAGAAACCCUGUAUUAGACCUCUAGAGAACCUCUCAAUUCAUCCAGCUGCCUCAGCUCUGCAUUACGCUGUAGAACUGUUCGAAGGGAUGAAGGCGUACCGAGGAGUGGACGGCAAAAUCCGCCUGUUCCGGCCUGCCCUCAACAUGGACAGGAUGGCACGGUCAGCACUGAGGACAACGCUGCCAACUUUUGACCAGAAGGAGCUGUUGGAGUGCAUCUGUAAGCUUGUGGAGCUGGAGCAGGAGUGGGUGCCCUACUCAACCUCUGCCAGCCUCUACAUCCGUCCUACCCUCAUCGGAACUGAGCCUUCCCUGGGAGUGAAGAAGCCCACUAAAGCCCUGCUGUAUGUCAUUCUGAGCCCUGUGGGCCCUUACUUUGCAAGUGGAAGCUUUAAUCCAAUAUCCCUGUGGGCAGAUCCAAAAUACGUGAGAGCGUGGAAAGGGGGAACAGGAGACUGCAAAGUGGGAGGGAAUUACGGUUCUUCUAUUUAUGCCCAGCAAGAAGCCCUGGAGUUUGGCUGCCAGCAGGUUUUGUGGCUCUAUGGAGAAGAUCACCAAAUAACUGAAGUUGGAACAAUGAAUCUGUUUCUCUACUGGAUAAAUGAAAAUGGAGAAAAUGAGCUGGCAACGCCACCUUUAGAUGGCAUCAUCCUUCCAGGAGUGACAAGGCAGAGCAUUUUGGAUCUGGCACGCAGCUGGGGAGAAUUCAAAGUGUCUGAGCGAUACAUCACCAUGAGUGACCUGACAGCUGCCUUGGAAAAGAACAGAGUGAAGGAGAUGUUUGGUGCUGGAACAGCUUGCAUUGUGUGUCCCAUCUCUAAAAUUUUAUAUCAGGGCAAGCACUUGCACAUCCCAACCAUGGAGAAUGGGCCUGAGGUAACAACCCGUUUCCUGAAUAAGCUAACUGAUAUCCAGUAUGGAAGAGAAGACAGUGACUGGGCAGUGCUGGUGUCAUGAAGGUGGCAGAGCUCAGAGCCUCCAGACAGACCUGACAUCUGAACAGUGACAAAUUCUGUAGCUGCCAGUGUGUAGCAUAGUCCCAGUAUCAAUUUGCUCCCCAGGAUGAUUGUUUCCACAAUCUGGCAAACGUGAACACAAUCAUUUUGAUUUCUACUGUAAUCCUCUUGGUAGAAGCCUGUCUUCUUGGUAGAGGUGCUAAAUGUUAGCAAUAGAACUUUCCCAAUGGUUUUCUUAGUGCCUCCUUAUACACAGUCUGGAAACUUGUAAAAUGCUCUUCAACUGCUCUUCAGUUUGGUUUGUUUACUGCCUCCACCAACAGAGGAUGUUGCCUGUUGGCUGCCCACAGGGUUCUGUUGACAUUAUUCUGCCUUUUGCUCUGGGUUUGGGAACCAAAUUUGGCCAUACACUCCAUCCUUUCAUACUCCGCCUGUGUGUGAGACUCCUGAGUUUGCACAGCCUGAGAGGUGCCCUCCUCCUCUGCCCCCAAAGUUCUGUGAGUCAGUCCAGCCUGCAGGAUGGUCCCUGUUGGCCUCUUGCCCUUCCCCCUGGGGGGAUUUGCAGUGCCUGCUUGGGCAGUGCAUUCCUCUCUGAGAGCCAAGUGCAUCCUCCUAGAUGUGAUUUAAAAGGCUGUGUCAGGCUUUUAAAAAUGAGAUAAAAGUUCCCCUUUGGCCUGGCAGAGCUGGGCUCUGCAGACACAGUGCUGCCUUCCAGGUGAGUGUCCAGAAAAACGAGAUUAGGCAGCUUUGGCUGUGAAAAUGGAACCAUUCUUCACAGCAACCAAACCUGUGGAUUGAGAAGUUUCUUCCAUCAUCCACUCACAUAAUUCAGAUCAGAAAAAUGUUUUCCUUGUCCCUUUCACACACUUGCUGUAUCCAGCCUCCAUGGACAUGGGUCCUGUAGAAGGGCCUUGCUGUUCAGGAGUAAGCAGUGUUGUCAGCAGAACAUGUCUGGAAGGAGAGAGGCUUCAUUCAAACCCUGCUUUCAUUCUGGUUCAGCAGAUAAUUCAUAGACUGCUGCUUUCUCACAGGCAGCCUUGAUCCUUUGGAAGCAAUACAGAGCAUGUAGCCCACAGUUGGGGAAGUAACUUCUGCAAAUGUUCACCAACGACCAUGCUGUAAUAUUUAUUAGCUUUUUCCUUCUGCACACAGCUUUGUUGAACAGCUUUAAGAUACCUCUUGCCAAAAAGGAUAACCAUAUUCUGUAUCGAUGUUCCAAAGUGCUACUUCAGUAUAAAACUGGUGGAAUUUUAUUGACACUUUCCUGGAGUCCUGUAAGAAGUAAAAGUGAAACAUUUCUUGUUCUAGUUUGCAGCAGAGAUGCACCAGUAUUAAGGGAAACAUUUAGCACUUUAAUUUUUUUAAGACCAACAGUAUCUCUCCCAUCCUUAGUAAGUCUUUUGUAGUUACUGGCAUUUGUUAACAUAGUUUAAAGAGGCAAAAUAUAAUUUCUAGUGGACCAUCCAUGCCUUAUGCAGCUGUUAAAGAGCAGCCUUAUGGCUUCCUGUUCAUUUUUGGUCACCUUUUGAAGGCCCCUCCUUAGCCAUCACUUUGUUCAGCUCCCUCAGAUGAUUUUUCCUGUCUUUGACUGCAGUCCAGUCUGAUCUUUAAAUGAAGAACAGUUGAAGGUUCUCUCUGAAAAUGUAACUACUGUUAAAAAUUGAUGGAUAAUUUUUUCUUUAGUCUACAACUGCAAGCACAAAAUGUUGUUUCACUCACAGUAGCCAUAGUGUUGUGACAUUUGGAUUUGUAUCCUUUGCUGGUCUUUGUUCAGUAUCUUACUAUGUGUCAUGAGCUGCUGGUAGUCUUUCCUUUUAUUUAAUUAGAUGGCUGGAAAUAUAAACAUGGGGAGUAUGUCAAGGUGCAACAUGGGGUAGAGAGUUUUAUCAAACAAGACCAGUAUUGAAAUUAAAGAGUGCCUUUAACCAGAGUGUGAGGUGGAACUCUCUAAGGGUUAUGUAGUGAGCAGCCAUUUGUGGCUUGCUGGUACUGAGCAAUCUCUUCUUUCCCUUAAGUUCAUCUUUCAUUUAGCAGCAAAUGGAAAAGUGAAAAUAUCUGAGUUCAGAUGCAUGGCAAAGUGGUUGUGCAAUACCUGAACAUCUCAGCUUUGAUAGAGCUGAUAAAUAAUACCAAUAUCAGAAAUCCCCAUGAAGGCCUCAGGGUACCAGCAGCAAUCUGUUCACCAGGCAGAAUGAAUAAGGACCAGUUAGAAAAAUUACUUUACCGAAAUGUAAACCUGAAAGUUGUUAAAUUGUUAAAUUGGUUAAGUUGUUAAAUUGGUUGCAAGUCAUUGAACAUGAACCAGGUGGUUUCAUUUGUUGUGUUUUGCACUGUUUCCUGCACUGACCAGAGAGACACCUCUGUUUUUGCUGCUAAUGGAGACUCAAGAUGAGGAGAUUGGUGGUGGAAUGACCCCCCAGAAAUGAGUGGUCUUUUCUCCCAGGGGAGAAUGAAAACGAGGAGUGUGUGUAUGCUAAUUGUUGUCUUUAACAUCUUGGUUAAUUGCCUUGCUCUGUCUGUGUCAGCUCAAGGCUGUGCUUGUUUCCAAGUGGAAUCCAGGGAAUAGGUUUUAGAUUUUAAACUUUGAAACCUAAAGAAGAGAGCUGACAGGUCAGUAUAGUACAGGGAAUUCUUCUGAUGUUGCAUGCUGUCCUGCUCUGAAUUCUGGCAGUGCAUUUUAUCCCAUUGGCCAGAGGAAAGAAAUAACAUGUGUAAAUAACAAUCAGUAUUUGGUAUUGCAUUCUCCUUGUUUUCUCUUGUAAAAUUUAGGAGGGAGCUGUGGUAUUCCCUGAGCUAGUAACAGAUUGUAAAAGAACAUCUGCACAUCUUUUCUCCAUGUGCCCUAUUUGUUUAAUUGCAACAGAUUUACAUAGAAAGAGUAUGGUACAUCAUAACUAGGCAAUUACCCAUUCUUCAUCACUCAGUUAUGGUUCUGGUAAUUGAUCAUUUAAGACAUAAGAUAGUGUAACAUUAGGAAAAUUUGAAACUGUUCAAAAAAGAUCAACAAAUUAAUAUUGUUGAGUGAUAUUUGCAUAAUUGGCUGCAAUUAUUUAAUGUUUAAUUGGGUUGAUCAAAUGAGAUUCAGCCUUUCACAUGCUUAUGUUUUACAAACACUGGUACUUUAAAAUGAUAAUAGUGAAAUCUAAUUUUCAUAUGUUCUUUCUUCUCUGCAUUCUUUUGAUUAUUAUUCUCAGUAUUGAGCAUGUCCUUAAUUUUCAGUUUGGUUAGCAUGAUUCACGACCAGGAAAAAAGUCCUUCAAAUAACAGAAUUUUCAUGAAACUGGCAUUUCAUCCAAGCUGUUCUGGUGCCAAGAAUUAUGGCUUCAGCAACUGGCAUUGCUUAACCAGAUUGUUAACUGCAGUGAGGGCAAAUUCAUUGAGAAUUGGCAGGGACAGAGCCAGGUGAGGAUGCUGAUAAAGGUUCCUGGGGUAGAUAACCUGUUCAGUCCAGAGCAGGGCAAAGCAAAUGUGAUUUUCUGGGGUGUAGAAGGGAAGACUGAGAGGACAAAAGCAAGGUAGUAGUGAGAUCUCUCUGCCCAGCCAUUGUUUACACCUGUUCAGCUCUCAAGCCAAAAUCAGUCACCAGCCACUCCUCCCCUUUGUACAUAACCUCUUGUUUGGGUUUGCCCAGUUCAGCAUAGAGAUAUCAUAGAUCCUCUCCUGUGUGCUUGUUUUUAGUAUUUAGCCUCAGGCAUGAGGAAUGGUAAUUUGGAGAAAUGUGAUGUGUGAAAGUCAUUUGGAGUGCAAGUUAUUUGAAAUGUCUGUCUUCCAGGAGGUGGACAGAAAAACAGCUGGGACUGAUCUCAGAGCUGCUUAAUUAGAGGAGGGACCCUCCUGAAUUCAGUGUCCUCUCCAAAACAAUCUGCAUGAUCCAGCAGGUUCCUGAGUGUGAGCUGUCAGUGCCUUGCUCUGGAUAGAGCACAGAGAUGGGCAGAGCUGGUGGCACAGCCUGGCACACUGCUGCUCUGCCUUGCUCUGCAUGGCAUCCACCCUGCUGAGGGUGAAUUUCAGUGUUCUGGUGGCAGCUGGAAAUGAUGGCUGAGCAUGCCCUGAGACAGUUGGUACCCUGCUCCUUGCUGUCUUUCUCUCCCUUCCAUGCAGACUUGCACCUGUUUUUCCCCAGCCUUCUAUUGCUGUCUCAUACCUAAAAGGGACUAUUGGAGCAAAUUUGCAUUCAUCUUGCUUUUAGCAGUAGUGACAGUUAAAAAAAAAAAAGAAAAAAAGUCAGUUUUUCAUAUUCCAGGUGUUGAGGGAUCAGAAUUGUGCUUCACCACUGGGACAUGGAAUCCCUGAACAGGCUGCCACUGACUUUGUGACCCUGGACAAGUUACUAAACUCUUUCUGACUGCAGAGUAGUACUACUACCACUUGUACUACUUCUAACUCUAAUCCAAAGUUUUACUUAAAAACUUGUUUCAUUACAUAUCAAAUUAAGCUUUCCAGAACAAGCUUUUUGAGCAACAAGAAAUCUGCCAUGUAAAGUCCAGGAUUUCAAGGACUCCUUUAGAAUAGGCUAACUUGGUCAUGCAAGGAACAAUGUUAUUUAAAUGAGAAAUACAUUCAAGGUUUGCUGCAUAAACCCAUAAAUGUAUAACAAACGUAGUUCAGAAUGUAAAAAUCAGCAUACAGGAUGAUCCUGACAAGAGAACCUAAUCUCAGACUGGGCUUUGCUGUUGGAAAAGUGAUGCUUGAAGGAAUCAUGACACCUCUCUACAGGUGUGAAGUCAUGAGCAUGGGACUAUCUUAGAGGUGCCCUGGGACACACCUCUUUAUCCAUCUUGACCAACAGUUUGCUGAACUGCAGUGCUUACCAGUUUGGAAAUGUGAAAGACCUGUGUUUUACUGUGUUUUGUCUCUAACCUCCAGAUUUGGAAAAAUAACUCAUAGGUCCAAAAUCAUUUAAGCUCAAAACUUCUUAACGGGUUAUUUGUGUUUUUAGUCAAAAGAGCAGAAGAGAAUACUGGCAUUGCAUUGGUGAAAAAUACUGUUGUAGCAGUCCUGGCCAUGCCUUGCUGUGAGCAUGAUUCUUAUUAGUGGGAGUUCCUGAAUAUUUUCUCUGACUGUGCAAAAUCUGAGUGCCAUCUCUAGUAAAUAUAUAUAUAUAUAGGCAAUAUAUUUCCAGAUAUAUCCCCAGCUCCAUAAACAAAAUAAACUUGGCCAUUACCUUGAGCUAGAACAGGCACAUUGGGAUUUAGCAGAUGAGGAGCAAAACUAAAUUACAACAGUAAAUAGAUUUGAAAUAAGAUCAGUCAGUAGAUUUGGAAUUAAGUUUUGGAAUUAGUAGGUCAGAUACUAACAGAAGUCUCAAUCAUCCUAUCAAGGCUAACCCAGAUAUACUAAAACACGAUUUUGGGCACACCCAAAUAUACUAAAAGAAUAAUGGUAAUUAUAUUCACCAGUAGUAACAGUAUGGUUCUCUCUGAACAUGAAUUUAUACUCUUUGCUUAUGUUAAAAUUUAAUUUAUCAUAUCUGAUUUUUACCACCGUCCUGCAUUUUCAUGCCAUGCUUUAAAAAAAAAAAGUCUUAAAUUUCAUGUUCAUGGGAAGAUCUUAAGGAAGAUUUAAGACCUUGAGUUAAAAUGUCAAAGCCUUUAAAAUACCUGCUGGGUAAAGUUAAGGUAGAAGCAGGGAAGACAACUUUGUGCAAGCAUUUGACUAGUGUUCCAAAUAGUUUAGCAGCACUGGCCAUUUUUGGUUUUUACCAAAGAGGUAUGCAGGGAAUAGUUGAUAAAAUAAAAUAAAUUUAUUGCUUGUUUCCUAAGCGAGAGUUGGGGAAGUUUCUAAGAGCUUCUUCUCUUAACACUAACUCUGUGUGGUUCCUGAUGCUGUCAGGCUUAGAGCAGUCAUUUCAGGGGGAGGUAGAGGAGCUCAGAAGUGUUUCUCAGGCAGUUCUGUCUUGCAGAAACAUUUUCUGUCCUUCUCCAAUCAGAGUGAUCCAGGUAUGAACAUGGAAUCUUUUAAACUUUGCACCUUUUUAUAAAAAUUUAGUUUUUCAUUUUAGGGUUCUGGUGCAGCCUUGCUGAACUGUUGUCUUACACUAUCACAUUGCAGUAGCUGAUAGGAGGAAAGCAAACAUUCUUUAUAUAAUCACCUUCUUUGUGUAUGCCAACCCCCCUGGUCACUGUGCUUUGGUCACCACUAGAAUUGAGAUCAUUUUGGGUGAAAUAACUGCACCCUGCCUGUGCUAAACUGAGUGCUGAGUGCUGGCAGCAAGGCCAGGGCAGUGAGUGGAGUCUGCUGUGUCAGGAAGAGGCAUGGCAGGAGCAAGAGGGAAAAUGAAAACAUCCCUCAGGCCAGUGAGGCAGGAGGGCAGCAGCACAUCAUAUCCACUCUUGCUCAGUGCACUGAGGGACCAGCACAGUUCUAGCAGGAUCAGAGACUGAUUAAAGUUGGGAUUUAAGUUGGUGUUAAUGCUCUUCACCUGCUCAAACACCUCCAUCUGUGCCUACAUUGUCAGCUUGGGCCCCUGUAUCUUCCCUGACAGCUGCAGCACUUCCAUAUCCUGUAAGCAGUGGGAUAUUUGGUCAAAGAGCUGCUGCUCCAGACCAUCUAACAGGUCCCUGGUGUGUUCCCAUCAUCUCUGUUAAGCCCAGUGGUGGACUGGAGCUGCAGGUAGGAGACAAACACAUCAUUGGCACUAUUUCAGUCUCCAGAAUGUUCACAGAGGGUGGGUCUGUUCCCUUUGUCUCUCGGGGAGGUGGCUUGGACUCCCCUUGGCCCCUGGGUGACAGAAUGCAGGAGGUUCUUUGCCAAAAUGGAGACAAGGUGCAGUUUCAUCUGAAGCUGUUUACAGACAGUUUCUGUUGGAAAGCCAGAAGUCCCAACCUGCUUAAGCCUUGAGGCAUUCAGAAGGGUGCAGUAGUGGUUACUGAAAUUGUAGAGGGGAAUUUGCAGCUUAGGGAGGGAGAAGUAAACACCUCUGAAGGGUCUCUGUUUUCUCAAAAGCUGAAAGUUAACUGGGUAUUUUACAAGAAUCUGAGGCAUAUAAAAGCAGUAAAAGACAGAUGUGUGAAAAAGUACUGGAUAAACUAAAGGAAACUCUACCUCAUUCUUCUCUAAAGGUUUUUAGAAGCACAAUUAAGAGCUCCUAAUGGCAUUGCUAUGUAGUGACCAUCUGGCAUGGAAGAAGCACUGUAUUUGUGUGUGCAUCCUGUAAGAGCUGGCAGUAGAAACAGUCUAUACUAUUUGCAGUUUUCCUUCAUCGAAUCUGUAUUCAAAUGUUCUGUAUUCAAAUUCAGUGUUUCUGUCUCCAAUAAAGGAAUUUAAUUGGCA
Messenger RNA from Haemorhous mexicanus (house finch), 8624 nucleotides. RefSeq names its product branched chain amino acid transaminase 1 (gene BCAT1). The record is from RefSeq and is a predicted model, not a curated record. Bases 211 to 1353 code for a protein of 380 amino acids. The transcript has 11 exons. Gene Ontology annotation, biological process: L-leucine biosynthetic process; L-valine biosynthetic process. NCBI's taxonomy places the organism in Eukaryota, Metazoa, Chordata, Aves, Passeriformes, Fringillidae. Gene Ontology annotation, molecular function: branched-chain-amino-acid:2-oxoglutarate transaminase activity. Gene Ontology annotation, cellular component: mitochondrion.